Messenger RNA from Gavialis gangeticus (Gharial), 5520 nucleotides. RefSeq names its product DDB1 and CUL4 associated factor 1 (gene DCAF1). NCBI's taxonomy places the organism in Eukaryota, Metazoa, Chordata, Crocodylia, Gavialidae. The coding region runs from base 90 to 4628 and encodes 1512 amino acids. Gene Ontology annotation, biological process: protein ubiquitination. Gene Ontology annotation, molecular function: histone H2AT120 kinase activity; nuclear estrogen receptor binding. The record is from RefSeq and is a predicted model, not a curated record. The transcript is spliced from 25 exons. Gene Ontology annotation, cellular component: Cul4-RING E3 ubiquitin ligase complex; nucleus.
AGUGUGAGCCACCAUCGCAGUCGCGGGCUGUGCGGGGCCGAGCGGGGCCGGGCAGCGCAGCGGCGGGGACCAGCGGGCGCUGGGCAGCCAUGACUUCAGGAUCUGGUCAUGUGGACUCCAAGGCUGAGCUUACUGCUUUGCUGGAGCAAUGGGAGAAAGAACAUGGCAGUGGGCAAGACAUGGUCCCUAACCUCACCAGAAUGUCUGAGUUGAUUGAGAAGGAGACUGAAGAAUACCGCAAGGGGGAUCCAGACCCGUUUGAUGACAGACAUCCGGGCCGAGCAGAUCCGGAGUGUAUGCUGGGUCACUUGCUGAGAAUACUUUUCAAAAAUGAUGACUUCAUGAAUGCGCUCGUGAACGCUUAUGUCAUGACAAGCAGGGAGCCCCCAUUAAACACUGCUGCUUGUCGUCUCCUUCUGGACAUCAUGCCAGGACUGGAAACUGCUGUCGUAUUUCAAGAAAAGGUAUUGUAUGUAGAAGGUAUAGUUGAAAAUCUCUUUAAGUGGGCACGAGAAGCUGAUCAGCCAUUACGGACAUACGCAACUGGGCUGCUAGGAGGUGCUAUGGAAAACCAAGAUAUUGCUGCCAACUACAGGGAUGAGAACUCGCAGUUGGUGGCUUUGGUGCUUCGUCGGCUUCGAGAGCUGCAAGUUAACGAAAUGACUACGAAGCAGGAAAACAAACGUCCCAGUCCUCGGAAAUUGCCUUCUGACCCUCUGCUGCCACUGGAUGAAGAGGCUGUGGACAUGGACUAUGGAGAGAUGGCGGUAGAUGGGGAACAGGAGGAAGUUGCUGGGGAUAUGGAGAUCUCUUUUCAUCUUGAUUCAAGCCACAAGACCAGUAGUCGAGUGAACUCUGCUACAAAGCUUGAGGAUGGGGGACUGAGGAAAAGCAAAUCAGGGAAACAGCAUGAAAAAGACAACUUUCGAAAGGCCAAGCAAAAGCUGGGUUUCUCUGCUUCAGAACCAGAGCGGAUGUUUGUGGAACUGUCCAACAGCAGCUGGUCAGAGAUGUCUCCAUGGGUGAUUGGCACUAACUAUACACUUUACCCUUUGACUCCUGCCAUAGAGCAGAGACUAAUUCUUCAAUACCUGACGCCACUGGGAGAGUACCAAGAGCUGCUGCCCAUCUUCAUGCAACUUGGAUCAAGAGAGCUAAUGAUGUACUACAUUGACCUGAAACGAACCAAUGAUGUACUGCUCACUUUUGAAGCCCUCAAGCAUUUGGCAUCAUUGCUGCUGCACAACAAGUUUGCGACAGAGUUUGUUGCUCAUGGAGGAGUGCAGAAGCUGCUAGAGAUUCCUCGUCCUUCCAUGGCAGCUACAGGGGUCUCAAUGUGCUUAUACUAUUUGUCCUACAAUCAGGAUGCCAUGGAGAGGGUGUGCAUGCAUCCCCAUAAUGUGCUCUCAGACGUGGUGAACUACACCCUGUGGUUGAUGGAGUGCUCCCAUGCAUCAGGUUGCUGUCAUGCUACCAUGUUCUUCUCCAUUUGCUUCUCCUUCCGUGCUGUCCUGGAGCUCUUUGACAGGCAUGAUGGCCUUCGUCGCCUGGUUAACUUGAUCAGCACUCUAGAGAUCUUAAACCUAGAAGACCAGGGGGCCCUGCUAAGUGAUGAUGAAAUCUUUGCCAGCCGACAGACAGGCAAGCACACCUGCAUGGCCCUGCGCAGGUACUUUGAGGCUCACCUUGCCAUCAAACUGGAACAGGUGAAGCAGUCACUCCAGCGCACUGAAGGUGGCAUCUUGGUCCAUCCACAACCACCAUACAAGGCAUGUUCCUACACUCAUGAGCAGAUUGUAGAGAUGAUGGAAUUUCUGAUAGAAUAUGGUCCAGCACAACUUUACUGGGAGCCAGCAGAAGUCUUUCUUAAACUGUCUUGUGUGCAACUCAUGCUUCAGCUUAUCUCCAUAGCCUGCAACUGGAAAACAUAUUAUGCCAGGAAUGACACAGUGCGCUAUGCUUUAGAUGUACUGGCCAUUCUUACUGUGGUUCCUAAAAUCCAGUUGCAAUUGGCAGAGCCUGUGGAUGUGCUGGAUGAAGCAGGAUCUACAGUUUCUACUGUGGGUGUUAGCAUCAUCCUGGGAGUUGCUGAGGGUGAAUUCUUCAUCCAUGAUGCAGAGAUUCAGAAAUCAGCUCUUCAGAUCAUCAUCAAUUGUGUAUGUGGCCCAGAUAAUCGUAUCUCCAGUAUUGGCAAAUUCAUCUCGGGGACCCCCCGGCGGAAGCUCCCCCAUGCCCCCAAGAGCAGUGAGCACACACUGGCCAAGAUGUGGAAUGUGGUGCAGUCCAACAAUGGCAUCAAAGUGCUGCUGUCAUUGCUGUCCAUAAAAAUGCCAAUUACGGAUGCAGACCAGAUUCGAGCAUUAGCAUGUAAGGCCUUGGUGGGGCUAUCGCGCAGCAGUACCGUCCGGCAAAUCAUCAGCAAGCUACCUCUCUUUAGCAGCUGUCAGAUCCAGCAACUGAUGAAAGAGCCCGUGCUCCAGGACAAGCGCAGUGAACAUGUCAAGUUCUGCAAAUAUGCUGCUGAGCUGAUAGAGCGUGUUUCGGGGAAACCAUUGCUGAUUGGCACAGAUGUCUCUCUGGCUCGGUUACAGAAAGCAGAUGUGGUGGCCCAGUCAAGGAUCACGUUUCCUGAGAAGGAGCUGCUCCUUCUGAUUCGGAACCAUCUCAUCUCUAAGGGGCUGGGAGAAACUGCUUCUGUCCUUACCAAAGAGGCGGAUCUACCCAUGACAGCAGCGUCUCACUCCUCUGCUUUUACCCCAGUUGCAGCAACUGCCUCUCCUGUGGCUCUGCCUCGUACCCCUCGUAUAGCUAAUGGCAUCUCAGCCCGGCUGAGUAGCCAUACUACUGUAGGUUCUACUGCCACCUCUGUCCAUGCUCCGUCAAGGCCAUCUGCUUCCCAGGGUCCACUUGCCCUUCCAGGCCCUUCUUAUGCCAGCAACUCCCCUUUGAUUGGUAGGAUUAGCUUUGUCAGGGAGAGGCCGUCUCCCUGCAAUGGCAGGAAAAUAAGAGUGCUGCGACAGAAAUCGGACCACGGCGCCUACAGCCAGAGCCCAGCUAUCAAAAAGCAGCUGGACAGACACCUCCCUUCCCCACCCACGCUGGACAGUAUAAUCACAGAGUACCUUAGGGAGCAGCAUGCCCGCUGCAAGAACCCUGUUGCCACCUGCCCCCCCUUCUCUCUCUUUACACCCCACCAGUGUCCUGAGCCAAAACAGAGGCGCCAGGCGCCAACUAACUUUACCUCACGGCUGACCCGCAGGGCAGCCUUUCCGAAGUACGGAGGGGUGGAUGGUGGCUGUUUUGAUAGACAUCUUAUAUUCAGCAGAUUCCGUCCAAUUUCUGUGUUCCGGGAAGCAAAUGAGGAUGAAAGUGGCUUCACCUGUUGUGCGUUUUCUGCACGGGAACGAUUCCUAAUGCUGGGUACUUGCACAGGACAGUUGAAACUUUACAAUGUAUUCAGUGGUCAAGAAGAGGCCAGCUACAAUUGCCAUAACUCUGCCAUCACGCACCUUGAACCAUCCAGGGAUGGAUCUUUAUUGCUGACAUCUGCUACGUGGAGCCAGCCUCUCUCUGCACUGUGGGGGAUGAAAUCUGUCUUUGAUAUGAAGCAUUCCUUCCCAGAUGACCAUUAUGUGGAGUUCAGCAAGCACUCUCAGGAUAGGGUCAUUGGUACAAAAGGGGACAUUGCCCAUAUCUAUGAUAUUCAGACUGGCAACAAGCUGUUGACUCUGUUUAACCCAGAUCUGGCCAACAACUACAAGAAGAACAGUGCCACCUUUAACCCCACAGAUGACCUUGUUCUAAAUGAUGGUGUUCUUUGGGAUGUCCGUUCUGCGCAAGCCAUCCAUAAAUUUGACAAAUUCAACAUGACCAUCAGUGGCGUUUUCCAUCCCAAUGGGCUGGAGGUCAUAGUCAACACAGAGAUUUGGGACCUUCGAACUUUCCAUUUGCUACAUACGGUACCAGCACUAGAUCAGUGUCGUGUGGUUUUCAACUACACUGGCACAGUUAUGUAUGGAGCUAUGUUGCAGGCAGAUGAUGAAGAUGACCUACUGGAGGAGAGGAUGAGAAGCCCCUUUGGGUCAUCCUUCAGGACAUUCAAUGCAACUGAUUACAAGCCUAUAGCCACCAUUGAUGUGAAACGGAAUAUCUUUGACUUGUGCACAGACAGCAAGGAUUGCUAUCUGGCUGUCAUAGAGAACCAAGGCAGCAUGGAUGCCAUGAACAUGGAUACAGUUUGCAGGCUGUAUGAGGUGGGCAGACAGCGUCUGGCAGAAGAUGAAGAGGAUGAGGAAGAAGACCAGAAGCCUAUGGAGGAGGAAGAGCAAGAGGAAGAGGAUGAUGAUGAAGAUGACGAUGAUACAGAUGACCUUGAUGAAUUAGACACUGACCAGCUGCUGGAGGCUGAACUGGAGGAAGAUGAGAACAAUGAGAAUGCUGGGGAGGAUGGAGAAAAUGAUUUCUCUCCCUCUGAUGAUGAGGAGCUUGCCAACCUGUUGGAAGAGGGGGAUGAAGGUGAAGAUGAAGACUCUGAUGCAGACGAGGAAGUUGAGCUGAUUCUUGGAGACACUGACAGUUCAGAUAACUCUGACUUGGAAGACGACAUAAUCUUAUCUCUGAAUGAGUGAGGAGUGACCAUCAUGCAGGGUCUUGGCGGCAGGAGAAACUCCCUUCCCAGAAGAUGGAAGACCAAAUCUGAAGCAUCGCUAUCCUUUCCUCCUGGGGACGCCCUGGGAACUCCAGCCCAUUUGCUGUGUUGGUUUGAGUCAGAGCUAGUCUCUUGCUUAUGGCCACAGCUCUCCAAUAAAGAGACCGGGGUUAGGCCUCUUUCUCUCUGCCUUUUUUUUAUUUUUAAUUUUAGGCUGAGAUGACUCUGCAAGGAAACGUCUGAAGAUAUUUCACAAUAUAUUUUCUUUGUAUAAAGUUCUUUCCUAAAGAACAGAAAUAGUUUUAUAUAAAAUCAGAAAAAAAGGAAAAAAAAAGGCAGGCGUUCUAGUAAAGAAGGUAUGAGCUUUGUAUUAAUGUAGUACCUUGUUACCAUGGGGUAGGUGCCGGGAGAAAAAUUGUUUAAAAUAACAAAGAGGCAUUUUUACUCGACUAUUAAAUUAACUGAGAGGAUCAUGGUUUCUAAAACUGCUGAGUGAGAAUAUUUUUAUUUUAAAUGAUUUUUUUUAAAAAAACAAAACAAAACAGGCGUUUCCCCUGUCUGCUGCCUGUGUGUGUUGGUAGCCUUUGUCCCAGAGGGAAAAAGCCCAGGGGAUGCUUGGCAACUGAACAUAAAGGCUGUUUGAAGCAGAGAGUUCUGCUGUGCUAGGAGCUCUCGCAGGAGGCUGAAAGCCUGGUAAGAGAGAAGGGACUCUGGGAAGAAGCUUGAGCCCUUCCUUUGUGAUUCAAGUUUUUUAAUCUUUUUUUCUCCCUUUUGCCGUCUGUGUGGAAACUGCAAAUCGAAGGCCUUUUUCUUUAAUGUAAAGUGUAUUUAUUAAAAAAAAAAAAAUAAAAUCCAAAUCCCAUCUCUGUUUA